CACUCUCUUUCUAAAACCAUUUCCCUCACUCUCUCUCUCUCUCAAAAAUUUCAAACCUAAAAAAUCCUAGGGUUAUCUAAGAUUUCGCACUCGAAUUCCUCACAGCAACCUUCGGAUCUCUUCAAGAAAAUCGUAUGUAUGAAUUCUCAAGUUUCUUCUUAAUUAAAUGAGACGCAAAUUUCUGUGAGCCGUGGAGAUUUUUUUCUGGGUCGGUCAGUGAGGUAUUGAUCUGGUUUUCGAUUCCAAAAAAAGUGGUUUCAGGCUUUUGCUUUUGAAAUGGAGACUAGUAUUGUGGAGAUGGAAGUAAAUCAUCAAAAAAGCGAUUCUACUCCAUCUGCGCCAAGGCCCUUAGGAAUGCUCAUUCGGAUAAACUCAAUAGCUAUAGAUCUCGGAAAGGUUGCAGAAGAGGAUACACAAAAGCACGAACACUUCUCCAUACGUGGAUAUGUCGCUGGCAUGAGGAAAAAGGAUCGAAAGCUUUGUUUACCUUUUGCUUCACAAGCUAAUGAUGGUGAUUUGGAGGAGAACCUCCCUCCAAUAUACGUCCCCAGAUUUAGAUGGUGGGAGUGCUUCAACUGUGUCUCAGAUAUUGUGACAGAAAAUAGUUCAGAAGAAAUAAUGAUGGAACAAUCUCCCAUACCAUUAAAUGAAGAUACAAUUAAUAUUUGUACAACUUCUCCUACCAGGGAUGGAGAAAAAGAUAUAUUGUUGCCGUCCAGAUGCAAGAAAGCAAGAAAUUCUGAAAUUGGUGAUCAAGCUGUUGCUUUACGUAUCCCGACUACUUUAGCAGGUGACAAGCAUGGAUCAGAUGGCUUUGGAAAUAGCAGAAACUGCAGUCAUGUAAAUGAUUUCACAAACUCUAAUCCAUGCUCGACAACCAGACAGAUAGCUAUAACAUGCGGGAAAAGUGGAGCAAAUAUCGUGGAUGGAGAAGGCUGCAAUCUGAGUUUUGAUACUAUAGAGUCUAAUCCUGGCCAGGCUCAAGAGACACAUACCAGUACAGCCUAUGCUAUAAAAUCUAGAGAUGUUGAUGUCCUUGAGCCAAACAAUUUAAGGAAUGAUAAUGGUGAUAUCAGUGAUAAGGCUGCAAAUUCUGAUACAGCACAUGCAAUUAAACUCCUUUCAGUUGAAGUGGAUAAGCAUGACAACACAUCAUCUGGAAGUGACAAUAAAUUAAGUGAAUUGCCACUUAAGAGAAAGCCUAAGUUGCGUUAUCUUGCAGAAAUAUUGGAUGGAGAAAGAAUUUCUGUAAAUAAUCACCCAAAACUGAGUGCUUCAUCCAGUGGAAUGCAUACUGUGUCUGCUGAGUUAGGAGCAGUUUCAUCUCCUCAGGAUCAGGAAGAUUUCCUUGAACAUGUUGGAAAAGGUAACAGGAGCACUCCGAGGAAAAGAAAGAUUACUCAAGAAGAAAACAAAAGACCCCCAGAAAUUAGCUGUCCAACUAGUUCAGCUAAAAAGUUCAGGGACUCUAAAGUAAAUUCAGAAGAUAACUCUGUUGAAAUUUCUGACUCUCAAUCAGAAGGAGGUGCAUCUACACAAGUAGAUUUGGAGACUGGCACGAAGAGUAGAAAGAUCAAGCUGGGCAAAAGCAAAGAUCUUUUUCUCAGUAAAAAGAAAAGUCAGAUCCCUACAGAUGAGGGGUUGUCUUUCCCAGUUCCUGAGCUAGAGGUGCCGAAGAUAAUUUCUGUGGUCUCUACUGAUUUGCCGAAAUACAAUGUUCCUUCCUCAUCAGGACAAAUGGAACCAUUUUUUAGUAGUUUCCAGUCUACACAACAAACUGUGUUGAACUCCAACUUUUCGAAAAAUAAGAGGUUUGAAGUUGAAGCUGGUCAAAUGGCUCCCAAAAGCAGCAAACUAGGAGAAUGUUUAGUUAAAGAGAGAGUGGCAUUGGAUCUUUCUCUCAACAGCUUAAUGAGUUCGGAAAGAAAUGAUAAUGCUAGGUCAUCAAUCGUGCAACAAAAGGGCAUUCACAAUAACUGUCCUCAGAGGAAAGAAUUUCUGUGGGAUCUGAAUGAGAUAAUUACUCAUAAAACUGCUAUGUUGGGGGAGAAGCAACAAUCAAAUCUACUUGAUAAUGGUGGUUUACCUCUGCACAAGAAUUUGGAUACCUCUUCCUCCCGCAGCAAAGAGAAUGCUGGAGAGGGGCAAGGGCGUCCAGGAGUUUCUAAUCCACAAAUUGACAAAGAAACUGAUAAGAGUAUUGAACUUAGAGCAUCGGAUGACAUCCCGAUGGACAUAGUUGAGCUGAUGGCUAAAAUUCAACAUGAAAAGGCUGUUGGUAGUUCAAAGUACACCCUACCCGAGGAGAUCAAUAAACCCAUUAUAGGGUUUCCUGCUGUUCACAGCAUUGAAUGUCCUGGCACGACCAACUUUUCACUUGGGAGCACAAGAAGCAAUGGCAUAGUUUUGGCAAGUGAUAAUGUUGGAACUAUCCAAAACAGUCCUAUAAGCUUUCCUCUCUCGAACACGAAUCAGUUCAACAUGGGAAAACCAGAGGAAAACCAAUCAACAUUCUUCAGCUCAUUUCCACAGAAUCGACCAAAUAAAAUGCAGCUUUCAGCUUCAGGCUUCAACAUAAUGGGAUCAAGACUCAGCGAAGGAGCAAAGACAAUGUGGCCUCCUAGGAGGGAAAACACGCCUACAUUCUCAGACCAGCACCAUAAAGGAAAGACUGUUAGUGACAUAAAGGGUGGCGAUAUGGAAAAUCUAGCCUUACGUGAUACGUUGUUACUUGAACAGGGGAUAAUUGAGCCAUGUCGGAAAUCCGUUGGAUCGUUAGAUCCUUACUCAAAUGACACAAUUCCAGCAAUGCAAUUGCUGUCUUUGAUGGAUCGGGGAAUGAUAUCCAAUUCUUACAAUGUCGGUGCAAAAGAGUUCAUCAAUAAACCCUUUUCUCCCUGCAAUCACCACUCCAGGUUCAAUGGGGAAGAGAAUUUACUCAAUAGAUCACUCUUUACUCAACAACAUCAUCCUAAGGAUCUAAUUUGGCUGCGGUCUGGUGUUCAUAGUGCCGGUGAAAGCUCCAAGAAGCCUGCAUCUUCUUUAAACUAUCAAAUGUCCUCUAAAUUUUUGGAGCAAGAAAUCUCAGGAAGACCACAGAAAUCUGAGUUCUCGAGAGGUGCUUCAUGUGUUAUUAGAGAUUCUUGUUUUGGUACGGAUAAGCGAAAAGGCAUCCUUGGUACCUCAAGUCCUAUGGGUAUUUCUCAGAAAUCUUGUAGACAUGAAAGUCCAUCAGGAACCAUGCACUUGGAGGUCCCCACUAAACUUUCAGCUCGGCCAGUGAGAAACAAUACGGAAAUAUUUGUUUGCGCUCUCAACCGAAACCCUGCUGAAUUUAGCAUUCCUGAUCCUCAAAACAAGUAUACCAUAGGUGCAAAAGAUUUGAAGUUCCGAAAGAGGAGUGGUUACAAAGAAAUACCGCGCUCUAUUAAGGUGAAUGAGCAAAAGAGACAAAGGGUUACAAAGGAUGCAUCAGCAAAGAAGUAUGCAAGAAAAUAGCUCAUUCUGAGGUACUCAUCAGCUGAAGAGUUUCUGCGUGUUCCUUUUGUAACUUCUAAUCUAAAAUUUGGAUGGAAUUUCAUGUGAGAUUUUGUUUGUUUGGUUUUCAGCUGUAUAAUUUUCAGAUUUUAGCAAAUAAGAAAAAUUAUACAACUAUAUGCAUGUUAAGACAGGGAAAGUCAAUUAAAUUAUGCAUACAAAUAUGUUGAUGAUUUAGAAAUGAGUUAUUGACUCUGGAUCAUGGUUCUGUAUAAGAUCUUUAUUGCAAUGAAUGACUUGGUAUAAUUUCAAACUGAUA
This is a messenger RNA of Olea europaea var. sylvestris, 3796 nucleotides long. RefSeq names its product protein EMBRYONIC FLOWER 1-like. Gene Ontology annotation, biological process: shoot system development; negative regulation of flower development; negative regulation of DNA-templated transcription. The coding region runs from base 277 to 3498 and encodes 1073 amino acids. Lineage: Eukaryota; Viridiplantae; Streptophyta; Magnoliopsida; Lamiales; Oleaceae. The record is from RefSeq and is a predicted model, not a curated record. The transcript has 8 exons.